Diatraea saccharalis (sugarcane borer) is the source of this 1416-nucleotide messenger RNA. The record is from the annotation of a GenBank genome assembly. NCBI's taxonomy places the organism in Eukaryota, Metazoa, Arthropoda, Insecta, Lepidoptera, Crambidae.
AUGUAUAAGAGUGUAACUAAUGCUACUGUCGAAAAUGUUAAGGUUGUUCCACCUGGUAAACGGAUCACAAUAUUGAGCGAUAUCACUCAGUAUUCUGACCAACACAGUCCAUCGACUUCUGCUACUAUUAAGAAGAGCAUUCGUAAAACUGUUAAAUACCUUAGUUUUCGGGAACUGCACAAUUUAAGAAGUCAAUGGCAGAAUGAAUUAAAGAAAUUAAAGAUCAAGAAGAGUGGAAGUGGCCAAGAUGAUCUUUAUAAAUCUAAUUGGGGUUAUUUCGAGUCUCUUAAGUUUUUGGAUAUGGGCAGCGCACCCAGUACUGAUGCCUUGUGCCAAACGCAAAACUUCGUGUUUAAUAUGUGUCGCCGCAGUAAGAUAAUUGAGUUGGCUUUAGCUAAAAGUGAAAUAACUAACAGCAAUGCUGAGGAAAACACAACAAGUCACAAUGACAGAGUCGUUCCGGUGAAUGAACAAUUAAUGUUGAACAUGCCACCAGUUUUUGUAGAAACAGGUGAUGAGUUGUUAAAUUUUAAAUAUAACCUCCGACAACGUACUCCGGUGAAAAUACAGAACAAUCUCUCAAUAUUUAAUGGAACAGAAGAGGUUUACUCACCAGUAGUUUCGGAAUACCUACCGCCUAUAGAAAACGGCUCUUCAGUUUUAACACCAGAUGCUGAUACAGAAUCAUUAAAAGAGCAAGAUAUAGAAAAUUAUAAAAAUCACGAAAUCGAGGAUGCUUUGCAGGAAACAGUUCAAAACGUAAAAGAGCAUUAUAUACUGCUGGUCGAGGGACAGCCUACCGCGUCAACAUACCAAAAUUCUUUUUUAUCACCUAAUGCCGUCAUAGAACUAGUUGAAGAAAACGUUGAAGAAAAUUGCAGAAAUGAACAAUACAAAAUGAUUUACAGGAAAAUGAAGACCAAAGGUAUUCACUGUUCACAGAGUUUUGGGAAUUGGGCGAUCACAAUAAACAAGUUCUAUUUCCGACGACAAGCGACGUCGCCAUGGUACACGAAAAAAUGCGAUACCGGACCAGGUAAAAGAAUCCAUCCGGAACCACAUUUCACAAAUGCUAAUAAACAUGUUGUGAGGGCAUUGAAGGAUUUUGAUAAACGCCGGGCUGAACAAUCGGAUACUGUUGUAGCCGCUUGUUACGAUUUGCAAAAAGUAUUGAAUACCCCACAAUCAGAAGUAUCACUUUUUUAUUACAAAAGAAAACUAGCUACCUACAAUUUCACCAUAUUUGAUAUGGGCAAACAUUUGCUGCAGCAGAAAACUGUUGCGCUUCGAGCAUCAAAACGAAGAUGUAUUAAAGAGAUUCAAAGUGAUUGUAUAAAAGAAUUGGCUAAGACUAUUGCAAAGGCUUAUAGUGCACCUAUGCCUAUAACAUUGGCGAAAUUUAAAGAUCUAAUUUGA